Messenger RNA from Dermatophagoides farinae (American house dust mite), 2126 nucleotides. NCBI's taxonomy places the organism in Eukaryota, Metazoa, Arthropoda, Arachnida, Sarcoptiformes, Pyroglyphidae. The record is from RefSeq and is a predicted model, not a curated record.
AAAAUCGAUGUACAUGUUUGUAAUUGUAUUUGUGUGCUGUGUGCUGUGUGUGGGUGGAUGUUUCCAUAUCCACCGUGUCGUAAUAUUGUUUGAAUUUUCAAUUUCGUUGUUGUUCUUCAAUAUAUAUAAUAUACUAGCCGCUGGAUUGAUAAUCGGAUUUCUAUCAUUUAUAAAAAACAAAUGUUAUUGAUUUGAAAUUGCAACCGCUUCUUUGUGUGUGUGUGUAUGUAUGUAUGUAUGAUCACGACCAUCAUCAUCAUCAUCAUCAUCAUCAUAAUUGUUGAUCUUGAUAUAAUAGAGUUGGAAACAUCAAAACAAUUUUCCAGCAAUAACUCUUCCAAUAACCUAUUAUAUAUGUUCAAAUUUCAUUCCAUUUAAAAGUUAGAUCUGAAUAAGAUUUUAACUCUUUCGUUUCUAUUGAUUUUUGUUUGAUAACAGAAAAAAAAUUUACUAUUUGAUUUUUCUUCUUUUGUUUUUGACUUGGAAAUAGAUUUUUUUUUCGUUUGUUUGUUUGUUUUUUUGGUUUCUGAAAAAUAUUUUUUCUCGUGUAUUUUAAAUACUGUUCAAUCAACCAUAUAAAAGUCUACAGAAAGUGAAAAUAGAGAGAUAGAGAGAGUGAAGCAAAAAAAAAUGGCAAAAUUAUUUGCAAUAAUAAUCUUAUUAUCCUGUUAUUACAUCUCAACCGCCAUAGCUUCCGAUUGGAGUUAUAGUGAUCAACAAAGUUGGGCAAAUGGUGAAAAUCAAUGUGAUGGUAGUAGUCAAUCACCAAUCGAUAUAAAUACACAGGAAGUUUAUUACAAUGGUACAUUAAAAUUGGAUUUCAUCAAUUAUGAUCAUCCAUUAAUUAGCUAUAAAGUGACCAAUAAUGGACAUUCAAUACAAUUUGAUUAUACGGGUGAUGUUGGCUCAGCACCGGCAAUCACUGGUACCGUAUUGAAUAAUGAAAUAUUUCGUCUUGCACAAUUCCAUUUCCAUUGGGGAUCGGCUAAACAUAUUGGUUCUGAACAUAAAAUUAAUGGACGUGCAUUCCCAGUAGAGUUACAUCUAGUACAUUAUAAUCAUGCAAAACAUGAUACAUUAAGCAAAGCUUUAGAAGCUCGUGAUGGAAGUGUUUCAGUAUUGGCCGUAUUCUUCGAGAUCAAAAAAAUGAAUCCUGGAUUUGAAGUUGUAGCCGAUAUGAUUGACAAAUUACAGGAAGCCACACCGGAACAAAGUCAAUUCAUGCGCGAAACAAUCACACUACAGAAUUUAUUACCUAAAAAUUCGGAAAAAUUAUAUCGUUAUCAUGGAUCAUUGACUACACCACCAUGUACAGAAGGUUUAGUAUGGCUCAUAUUGAAUCAACCAAAUGAGAUUGGCCGCUCACAGUUCGAAAAAUUCUUGGGCGUAAUUGAUUCACAUUCUGGAGAAAAAAUUGCCAAUAAUUUUCGUAAAAUUCAACCGUUGAAUGGAAGAAAAGUGGAAUCAUCAUUUAAACCGGAUAUGGUCAACAAAGGUUUUGUUCAUAUGGCUACUAGUUCGACUAUCAUAGUGAGCUUGCUCAUGAUAUUUCUGUCCAUAGUUGGUAUUUCACCGCUGUUAUCCAUCCAAUGAUGUGUUUAUGGCUGUAUAACCGAGGACAAAGAUCGAUUGAAUUUUUGAUUGAUAUGGAUUUAUGGAUCUAAUACAAUCAUUAUACAUACAAAAAAAAAUUGUGAUCAAUAUACUGACAGUCUGACGAUUAUCUUAUAUAUAUGAAUACGAGGAAACUCUCAAUUCUCAUUCUUUCAUUUACAUUUUAUCGUUCUUUUAUAUAAAUGAAAAAGAAACCUAUAUCUUAAUUUGUGAAACAAAACAAAAAAAAAUCGAAGUAAAAAAACGAUUUCCAUGCAUAAUUUGUCCACGAACAAUAUUUCGAUUUUUUUUUUGUUUGUAAUAAUCACAUAAAAAAUGUUGAUGUAAUUUUAGAAUUUUCUUUUUAGUUUGUUAAUUCUCAUAUAUAUAUAAAAUGAAAUUCAAUUCACCAAACAGUUAUUAAUAUUUCUAAUUUUGUGAUUUUUGUUCAUCUUUUGUAUAAUUGUUUUGUAUUGACGAAAAAAAAACGAAUAAUGGACAUGAUUAAAGGUUUGGAACAGAUUGGCACUGUA